AUGAGAGAAAUUGUUACUAGUGAAACUCCAAAGAAGAUUAGUGGUAUUCAAUUCAGUGCACUUAGUGCAGCUGAUAUUGUUGCUCAAUCUGAAGUUGAAAUAUCAUCUCGUGAUUUAUUUGAUUUAGAAAAAGGACGUGAACAAAAGAAAGGUGGUGCUUUAGAUCCAAAAAUGGGUGUUUCUUCAUCAAGUUUAGAAUGUUCAACAUGUCAUGGUAAUUUAGCUUCUUGUCAUGGUCAUUUUGGUCAUAUUAAAUUAGCUUUACCUGUUUUUCAUGUAGGUUAUUUUAAAGCAACAAUUCAAAUUUUACAAGGUAUUUGUAAAAAUUGUUCUUCUAUUUUACUUUCUGAUAAAGAUAAAAGACAAUUUUUAAAUGAAUUAAGACGUCCAGGUGUUGAUAAUUUAAGAAGAAUGGCUAUAUUAAAAAAAGUAUUAGAUCAAUGUAAAAAACAAAGAAGAUGUUUACAUUGUGGUUCAUUAAAUGGUGUUGUUAAGAAAGCCGCAGCAGGUUCAGGAUCUGCUGCUUUAAAAAUUAUUCAUGACACAUUUAGAUGGGUUGGUAAAAAAUCAGCUCCAGAGAAAGAUCAAUGGAUUGGUGAUUGGGAUGAAGUUUUGUCUCAUCAUCCAGAAUUAGAACGUUUUAUGAAACGUUGUUCAGAUGAUUUGAAUCCGUUAAAGACUUUAACCUUAUUUAAACAAGUAAAAUCUGAAGACUGUGAAUUAUUAGGUAUUGAUGCAACAGUUAAAUCUGGUAGACCAGAAACUUAUAUUUGGAGAUAUUUACCAGCACCACCCGUUUGUAUUAGACCAUCUGUUAUGAUGCAAGAUUCACCAGGUUCUAAUGAAGAUGAUUUAACUGUCAAAUUAACAGAAAUUGUUUGGACAUCUUCUUUAAUUAAAGCAGGUUUAGAAAAAGGUAUUUCAAUUAAUAAUAUGAUGGAACAUUGGGAUUAUUUACAAUUAACUGUUGCUAUGUACAUUAAUUCAGAUUCUGUUAAUCCAGCAAUGAUGCCGGGGGCUUCAAGUGGUGGUAGUAAAGUUAAACCAAUUAGAGGGUUUUGUCAACGUUUAAAAGGUAAACAAGGUAGAUUUAGAGGUAAUUUAUCUGGUAAACGUGUAGAUUUUUCAGGUAGAACAGUUAUUUCCCCAGAUCCAAAUUUAUCAAUUGAUGAAGUUGCUGUUCCAGAUAGAGUAGCAAAAGUAUUAACAUUCCCAGAAAAAGUGACCAUGUAUAAUAAGAGAAGAUUACAACAAUUAAUAUUAAAUGGUCCAAAUGUUCAUCCAGGUGCUAAUUAUUUAUUGAAAAAAGAUGAAGAAGCAAGAAGAAAUCUACGUUACGGUGAUCGUUUAAAAUUAGCCAAAAAUUUAAGAUAUGGUGAUAUUGUUGAAAGACAUUUGGAAGAUGGUGAUGUGGUCCUAUUCAAUAGACAACCUUCAUUACAUAGACUGUCUAUCUUGUCACAUUAUGCAAAGAUUCGUCCUUGGAGAACUUUUAGAUUGAAUGAAUGUGUAUGUACUCCAUAUAAUGCAGAUUUUGAUGGUGAUGAAAUGAAUUUACACGUUCCGCAAACUGAAGAAGCAAGAGCAGAAGCUAUUAAUUUGAUGGGUGUUAAAAACAAUUUAUUGACUCCAAAGUCUGGUGAACCUAUCAUCGCAGCUACACAAGAUUUCAUUACUGGGUCAUAUUUGAUUUCUCAUAAGGAUUCAUUUUUCAAUAGAGCUUCUUUGACUCAGUUAUUGUCUAUGAUGUCUGAUGGUAAUAUGCAAUUCGAUAUUCCACCACCAGCUAUUAUGAAACCACAUUAUUUAUGGACUGGUAAACAAGUCUUUUCGUUACUGAUUAGACCGAGUCAUAAAUCACCUGUUGUUAUUAAUCUUGACGCUAAAAAUAAAGUCUUUAUCCCUCCAAAACACCAAGAUUUACCAAAUGAAAUGUCUCAAAAUGAUGGAUUUGUCAUUAUUAGAGGUUCCAAUAUUUUAAGUGGUGUAAUGGAUAAAUCUGUUUUAGGUGAUGGUAAGAAGCAUUCUGUUUUCUAUACAAUUCUUCGUGACUAUGGUCCACAAGAGGCUGCCGAAGCAAUGAAUAGAAUGUCGAAAUUAUGUGCAAGAUAUUUAGGGAAUAGAGGUUUCUCUAUUGGUAUUAACGAUGUUACACCAGCCGAUGAUUUGAAACAGAAAAAAGAGGAAUUGGUUGAGAUUGCAUAUGCAAAGUGUGAUGAAUUAAUUGAUUUGUAUAAUAAAGGGAAAUUAGAAACCCAACCAGGUUGUAAUGAAGAACAAACAUUAGAAGCUAAGAUUGGUGGUCUAUUAUCAAAAGUUAGAGAAGAAGUUGGUGAUGUCUGUAUUAACGAAUUAGAUAACCUAAAUGCCCCACUUAUUAUGGCAACAUGUGGUUCUAAGGGUUCUACACUUAAUGUGUCUCAAAUGGUUGCUGUUGUCGGUCAACAAAUUAUAUCUGGUAAUCGUGUUCCUGAUGGUUUCCAAGAUCGUUCUUUACCUCAUUUUCAAAAGAAUUCUAAAACUCCACAAUCCAAGGGUUUCGUUAGAAACUCGUUUUAUUCUGGUUUAUCCCCUCCAGAAUUUUUAUUCCAUGCCAUCUCAGGUCGUGAAGGUUUGGUUGAUACUGCUGUUAAAACUGCUGAAACUGGUUACAUGUCUCGUAGAUUGAUGAAAUCCUUAGAAGAUUUAUCGUGUCAAUAUGAUAACACCGUUAGAACAUCAUCAAAUGGUAUUGUUCAAUUUACAUAUGGUGGUGAUGGUUUAGAUCCAUUGGAAAUGGAAGGUAAUGCAAAACCUGUUAAUUUCGUUAGAUCAUGGGAUCAUGCUCUAAAUAUCUCAUUUAAUGAAGAAGAAGUUGGUUUAUUACCAUACCAGAUUAGACAGGUUACUGAUAGUGUAUUACGUCCUCUUGAAAGUAGAUUGAUUAGAUAUGAUAAUAUCGGUAAAUUAGUUUCCAAGGAGAAAGAAGAUGACGAUGCUUUUGUGGAUCAAAAUGAUGCCGAGAGAAAUUUCUAUACAUCAAUUAGAGAUUUUAUGGAAGAAAAAUCUAUCUCACUUGCUAGGGUAAGAAAAACAAGAGGUAUGUUAGAAAUGUUGGCUGCGCCUGCUAUUGAGAUGCAGAAUAUGGAUCCAGAUGAAACUGUUCCUUCAACAAUUAAAGAUUCCGUUGAUCAAUUAUUCAAAAUUACAGAGUCAUCCGUUAAGGCAUUCUUAGAUAUUGCAUUAUUAAAAUACCGUAAAGCAAGAGUUGAACCUGGUACCGCUGUUGGUGCUAUUGGUGCUCAAUCUAUUGGUGAACCUGGUACUCAAAUGACAUUGAAAACUUUCCAUUUUGCUGGUGUUGCUUCUAUGAAUGUUACCUUAGGUGUUCCUCGUAUUAAGGAAAUUAUCAAUGCAUCAAAAGUCAUUUCUACUCCAAUCAUUAAUGCAGUUUUGGUCAAUAAAGAUGAUGAAAGAGCCGCAAGAGUGGUUAAAGGGAGAGUUGAAAAAACAUUGCUGUCUGAUAUUGCUUUUUACAUCGAAGAUGUUUACAUCAAUAAUCAGGCAUAUCUUCAAAUUCGUAUUGAUAUGGGCACUAUUGAAAAACUACAACUGGAACUUACAUUAGAAGAUAUUGUUGUCGCUGUUGCUCGUGCCCCAAAACUAAAAAUUCAGCAUUCAAGUAUUGAAGUACAAUUUCCUGAUAAGGUUCGUGUUAAAGUGGAUUCUGAAAGCGGGAAACCAAAAACAACCUCAACAUCACUUAAGGAGCCAUUGGAAAAUGCCUUGUUUUACAGAAUGCAACAACUUCGCCGUGCUUUGCCUGAGAUUGUUGUUAAAGGUUUGCCUGAGAUUGCUAGAGCUGUUAUUAAUAUCCGUGAUGAUGGUAAAAGAGAAUUACUUGUUGAAGGUUAUGGUCUACGUGAUGUAAUGUGCACUGAUGGUGUCAUCGGUUCUAAGACUACUACAAAUCAUGUCUUGGAAGUCAACAGUGUUCUAGGUAUUGAGGCUGCUAGAUCAAGUAUUAUUGGAGAAAUUGAUUAUACUAUGAGUAAUCACGGUAUGAGUGUUGAUCCUCGUCAUAUUCAAUUACUGGGUGAUGUUAUGACAUACAAGGGUGAGGUACUAGGUAUUACAAGAUUUGGUUUAAGUAAAAUGAGGGACUCUGUUCUUCAGCUAGCGUCCUUUGAAAAGACAACGGACCAUUUGUUUGAUGCUGCAUUCUAUAUGAAACGUGAUGCAGUAGAGGGUGUUUCCGAAUGUAUCAUUUUAGGUCAAACAAUGUCUAUUGGUACGGGUUCUUUCAAAGUCAUUAAGAGUACAGAUGUUUCAAAACAAGAUCUUAUUCCAAAACCAACUCUUUUCGAGUCAUUAUCUAAUGGAACCGUCCUUAAGGUUCACUAA
Maudiozyma saulgeensis is the source of this 4383-nucleotide messenger RNA. Lineage: Eukaryota; Fungi; Ascomycota; Saccharomycetes; Saccharomycetales; Saccharomycetaceae. The record is from the annotation of a GenBank genome assembly.